AGAGGAGCCGUUAGAACCGUUGGAGGCAGGCGCGGCGGCGGGAGGAGGUGCCCACCUCUCCCCGCACAUGGUAAAGGCACCCAAAGAUGGGCAGUGUGUGAAUAGUUUGCAGCUGUUGUGUUAGAAGCUGCUAUAUCUUGAAGUGGGCACAUGUGGCAGGAGUUUUCAGUUCCUCGUUCCUGCUGAGUUCCAAAUUCCCUCACCACAGGAAGCUACUUCUUUGCUAAGGACCAGCUCACACUGACCUAUCAUGGCAUCCAACAAAUUUGUCAUUAAGUGUGGGAACUUUGCUGUUUUGGUGGAUGUUCAUAUUUUGCCCCAAGGCUCCAGUAAAGACACCAGCUGGUUUUCAGAUCAUGAGAAAGAGGAGGUCUGCAUGCUGCUAGAAGAAGUUGUGGCUUCAAGGGUCAAACACUACUUGGAAGCGUCUAAACAACGUGGUCAAUGGAAAUCAAUGGAACAUGCACCAUCUGGUCCUUUGUUUCUUACCGCCAACAGUUUUCACAUUACUGCCUACUUUAUGAAGAGAUGGGUUAAUCUCCGUUGUGCUGUAGGGAAACGUUAUCGUGAGCUGCGUGUGUUUCCAGACAGAUUUAUAGUUUGUGUCAGUAAACUUGAAUCGAAUCCAAGUGCUUGGACAUGUGAAAAUGGUGUAUUGAAAGAACUUUCCAAUGGGACGUCUGAAUAUUUUACUGAAUCUGCCGAGAACAAGAAGCUCAAGAUUAGUCUGAAUGAACAAAUAAAGCAAGACAUCUUGAAAGAAAUCGUGAAAAGGACAAAAAAAAGGAAAACUAGCACAAGCAAACCUCAAAUCAGCAAGGACUCCAAGAAAGUGUAUCUUGGCUCAGUGGACUCGCAGACAGGGAACAGAAAGAACGACUGUCCAACUUCUCUCAGUCCUCAAUCUGAAGUGAAAUGUAGGAGUACAGGACUGCUAAAGGACUGCAUAAAUACAGCUGAGAGCAACUUGGAGCUUCCUGUUUUAGAGCUGGAAAAUUAUGUUAAUCAGAGACAGCCAGAUGAUGUUAGCAGCCAGCAAAAACCUCACUCUGUGGAGUGGUUGAAGUCGAGUCUUCUAAGCGAGAACCCUCCUUGUAGCUCUGAGUCAGCACUGCUAGGUCCAAAACAAAGUCAAAAAGUGACCGAAACACAGGCUCAACAAAAGAGCUGUGGUUCAGAAGAAAAGUUAGAGCAUUUCAAAAAAGUAUCUUUCGAAGGGACUCCUUUAAUUCCUAGUGAUACAGAAAUGAUUAAGUGCGAUGAUGAUUGUUUAGAUCCAUUCCUGGAGGAGAAGACCCCACUUAAUUCCAGGUUGUUUUCUAAACAAGACAUGACAAAGACUGCGUGUGAUGAGGAGUCACUAACUUUCAGAAAAAACCUCCGGCCUCUUUCUGUGAGGAACAAUAUAGUGCAGACAAGCCAAAAUGAGCCAAGCACAACCACUGAAGAAUUGCCUGUGAUGCCAUCAUCUUGUUUAGAACUGCAGCCUGUGUCUUCAGAGAAGCUUAUCCAAAAAAGAAAAAAAGAAGUUGAAAACGGUCUUGGGAAGUUAAAACUGCGAAGGCUUAAGAAGACAUAAAGUUUGAAAUAUUACCUUGAUGGCAUGGGUGGACAGCCAAAUUUGUAUUCGGAAAGCAUAUGCAAAAAGUAGGAAGCAAUUCAAAAUAAUGAAAAAUAAUAAAAAUACAAAGUCAAAAUUAGAUAAAACUUUUAAAGAGAAUUUAGUUAAUUAAGUAUUUUAGUCAUUUGGAACUGUAACGAAGAUAAUUCCGUUAAGUCUUUAGGAAUUAGACAUUAAUAUUGUACGAACCAGUGUAGUAUUUAUAGAAAGAAAAAUCUCUUAUAAUAUUUACAAAGCAAACUUUUACAUCUGUGUAUGUUUUAGUACUAUUAAAAAGUCAUAUCAGCUGAUGACAGCAAAAGUUAAAACCACCUUUGUGAUCUGUUAGCAGCUGCAGUUAUUCAGUGUUUUGCUGGUUUCUGAACACAUAGUUUAUUUUAGUAAAAAUUAAUCCCUUCUCUCUCUCUCUCUCUGUUAGGAAGUUCAUGGUUUAUUCACAUGAACUGUGUCAUGAUUUUUACAACCAUAAGGCGAAUUGAGGUUAUUUCAAAUAAAUCUUUAACCAGAAUUUAAUGUUGCUGAUAAUUUAAGGCCCACCUUUUCAGUGGAGUUUCAAAAUAACUAUAGUUUCUGCUUGUGCAGUUUUGAUAUGAACAUUUAUUUCUAACCUGCAUUGUGGAUACAAGUGAUCAUGCAUUCAGUCUUUGGAAAAAUGAAGAUGGGUUUUAUAUAUGCGCAGUCACCUGGACGUGCAAACAUUGCUAUUGGGAAAAGUUCAUACAUAAACAUGCAUACACAUCUUCAUGCAUUCAUGUUUCAAAAUCAGGCCUUGUUUGUGUGCAAGGACAACACACUGUUUUUCAUGUGUUAGCAACACCCGAGUUAUUUGUUAUUUUAAGACAGAGGUAAUUUUUAAUUGCACAGUGCUUUUUCAUACUGCUUUUGUAACUUACGUGCUAAUGAGCUAAGGAAAUGUAACUUUUUAUUUCAUGCUUAUCUUUUUGAUAUGUUUAAAAUAAAAUUAUAAGCAA
This is a messenger RNA of Gymnogyps californianus (California condor), 2592 nucleotides long. It is a transcript of the gene SLX4IP, whose product is annotated as SLX4 interacting protein. The record is from RefSeq and is a predicted model, not a curated record. Lineage: Eukaryota; Metazoa; Chordata; Aves; Accipitriformes; Cathartidae.